CGCACAGUUGAGAAAGUUUUCUGAUGACUGGUCGCGGUUUGGACAGCCCGUCACCCGAGAUUCGUCUGGUCAGGUAUCCAGACCUGUGAUUUACUGGGGAUAUUCUUUAGCCAAAUUAGCCUUACUUCGUAGGAUUUAACGAUCUGACGACACAGCAUGUUUUCGAGGAUUGGUGUAUGUUGGUGUGUGAUCCUGGUUGUGGUCGGGUUGGGCACAACAUUUGCUCAGAAUGGCACGUCCACUACCACCACCACUACAACAACCACCUCCACCGCUACACUGGCGGUAACUCAGGCUCCGACACCUGCACCACCACCACCGGGCGAAGCUUGCGAGGACAAGAAUGGCACAAACUGUGAUGAAUGUCUGAAGAAUGUAUCGUGUCUGUGGUGUAUUAAAACUAAAUCAUGCGUGACGUACCCUGUUUCAACUAUCCUGCCCCCCUACUCUCUCUGUCCCCUCAACGAUGCUCGGUGGGGCCAGUGUUCAAUAAACUUCCAGACCUUGAUCAUCGCAAUGGCUGUGGUUGGUGGGGUACUCAUCCUCGCCUUCUUCAUUUGCCUCUUCUGCUGUUGCAAGUGUGAGAAUGUGGGGUCAGGCCGUUUCGAAUCCAAGAUGCAAAGGCAGGCUGACAAGAGAAAGGGCAAAUCGGACAUAAGAAAAGCAGAGAUGAAGACGCGACACGAUGAGAUCAGGCAGAAAUAUGGUUUGAGUAGGGCAAGCCCUUAUGCUAGAUUUGAGAACAACUGAAGCAGAUAUAAUGACAGAAGAUCUUCAUCUCUCCUUCAAUUGAUGACCCUGUAUCAGUAUCCAAAGCAGACCAUUCAUCUUGAUUUUAUUGUUACCAAGUAAAUUAUUAUUCCAGUAGUGUAACAAACAAAAUUUUGCAUUGCGAUGGUCCUAUAAUCAGGGCAUUCUUCUGACUGCCAAAACUCACAACACAGAUCCAGUAUCAAAUGUGAAUGCUUUCUAGUCAAAUGGUAAACAGAAAGGCUGCUUUUAUGAAUUUAUGAAUUAUGGUUUACUACUCUGCAAUUAUGCAAUGUUUGUCUGCUGUAGGCUAGUUAUAUCUCUGACAUUUUGUUAAAAUGUUGAACAAGAUCAAAAUGGAUUUUCUUAAAGGGACAGAAUUGUCAAUGUUGUAAAUUAGUUUUGUGUAAUUGGCCACCUAUGAGUAAUCAUUUUGAAUAAAUUAUAUGUUUUAGAGAC
Molecule: messenger RNA, 1209 nt
Organism: Sardina pilchardus (European sardine)
Lineage: Eukaryota; Metazoa; Chordata; Actinopteri; Clupeiformes; Clupeidae
Gene: pttg1ipa
Product: PTTG1 interacting protein a
Exons: 7
Coding region: 157-750 (197 amino acids)
Biological process (GO): protein import into nucleus
Cellular component (GO): cytoplasm; nucleus
Source: RefSeq, a predicted model, not a curated record